AUGAAAACUUGGUUUCUCGCUCCUGACUUUACCUUUACUCCCAACGGACCCCUCCAGCUUGGCGCUGUUAUCCCUCAUCCAAGUUGCCCAACUCAGACCCUUGCUUCACCCCGCACUGACGCAAUCACGCUUCCUGAAGUCCAAACUCUGAUCGAGACGAAUCAUUCCCAUUCAAAUGAUGUUACUCGAACAGCCGGAGUCAACAUUUUUGCCAAGUUUGUCGAACUAGCUUCAGCAUCUAUUGGCUACGAGGCCAGUCGCCGGAACGCUCUCGAGUACGGAACCGUCGAUCAUGAAGUUCGAUCUCUGGCUGCGCCAUUCACCAAAGAAUUCCUGCAAAGCAUAGUCAAUGCGGAGGCUGUGAGAGAACAUAUUGACUCGGGAAUGUUUGGGAAAAGAACUGUCUACUUUGUUUCUGGGCUUCGUGUUACUAAUUCUUCGUUUACGGUGACCAACGAGAAGGGAAUUGGCCACAAUACCUCACUUUCAGCUUCGGGUCCAACGGGACCAGUUCCCGUAGAAGUUGGCGCUGGCAUUUCAGGCGGCAAAGAAACUUCCAAAACGGACUCUUAUGAGACAGCUCCUGGCAUUAUCUUUGCUUACCGUCUUCAUGCCAUCCGUGUUCGAGGUAGCGGUACCAUUAGCUCGGAGAUGUUUUCGCACCGCAAGCUCUUCAUGUCGGGUAGAGCUGAACCGGAGCCCAUGGAAGUGGUUGAUGUUACGGCCGAAGUGCUGAAGGCGGAUAAAGAGGAAGAAGAUGCGCCAAAGUACGAGAUGGAAGAUCUUGGAGAUGGGGAAUUCUGUCUAUCGGCCGUGGCAUAG
Molecule: messenger RNA, 822 nt
Organism: Fusarium sp. VM40
Lineage: Eukaryota; Fungi; Ascomycota; Sordariomycetes; Hypocreales; Nectriaceae
Source: the annotation of a GenBank genome assembly